ACUAAGUUUAAGACACUUAUUUUAUUUUAGGAUGUGAGUAUUGGCAACAGAAGCUGUAUAUCUUAUAUCAGGAAAAGGUGGACACGGGCGUCGGUCGGAGUCGGGAGGACAAAGGAAAAGAAAAGGUAAGAGGGGAGUGGAGAUAGGAUCCUUUCUUUGCCGGGCGGCGACGUGGGCGCCGUAUCCGGCCAAUCCCAACUGGCAAACCCGGCUCCGCCGCCGCGGUUGCUCGAAUCCAGCUACUUACAUUAUAUACAACUCCUCAACCAACGCAACGCAACGCGCGCUACAGAUAAAAGGGAGCCAAGAAAGAAGAAGCCCGGAUCACCCACGACGCAACCGCUCCCAACAAUCAAUCAAUCAACCCAAUCACCAGUGUUUCCCAACCGAAACCGCCUAAUCCAUCCAUCAAUCCCUUGUCUACGCCCACCCGAAUUCCUUUCUUGCGCCCUCCGGAGUCCUACCCCCCGUCCCCGUCUCCGUCUCCUCCGAUUCGCCCUCUCCCCCCGUCGACAAAUCCUCUGCCUUCCCCUGCUUCGCCCUUCGUAGCCAGCCAGAUAGCCUCUGCCAGCCGCCUCUUGGUGCUCUGCUUCGAGGAGAAGGUAGGAAACGACGCACGGCACGGCACGGAGCUCGUUCUUGGAUCGUGCUCGCGACUCUGCCGGUGGGAGAAAAGAAGGAGAAUCAUUGGUUUUUGGUUCCGACUCUCUCACUUUCUCCAGUCGUGCUUCGUUUGUCGGCGCCAUGAGUAACACGCUGCUUCGAAUCUACCCUUCAGAGCUCAAGAUGCCAUUUGAGCUCAAGAAGUCGAAUUCAGGAUGCAUCGAGCUCGUCAACAAGACCGACGAGCGUGUGGCUUUCAAGGUGAAAACAACGAACCCAAAAAAGUACGCGGUGCGGCCUACCUCCGGCAUCGUGCCGCCAGGGGGAUCCUGCGGUAUCACAAUUACGAUGCAGGCACCCAAGGAGAUCCCGCAGGAUUACCAGUGCAAGGACAAGUUCCUCAUUCAGAGCGUCGUAGUGCAGGAAGGGGUAACGCAUAAGGACAUUGUCCCUGAGAUGUUCGGCAGAGCGCCUGGCAGGGUGGUGGAGGAGUUCAAGCUGCGGGUGGUCUACAUCCCUGCAAAUCCCCCCUCACCGGUGCCUGAGGGAGACGAGGAAGAGAUUGCAGAUAUGGAGGUGGACCAUGAAGUGUUUAGACAAUCCAUGAUCGAUGCUGCAUCUAGGCAAGAAUAUGCAUCUGGGCCACAAGCUUCACAUGACGAGGACGCCUCUACGGUGAAGUCAGAAGUUGUUAAAUAUGUGGCUGAAAACAAGAAGCUUCAACAAGAGCUGGAACGGCUUAGUGAGAGAAGGCAAUCUCUCAGGGGUUUCUCACAAACGUUUGUGCUCUUUGUCUUCAUGUUAUCUGUCCUUGUUGGAUACUGGAUGACAGGUCGGAGGGUUUAGCCACAAAUAGCGUCUAUACAUACAUAUGGUUUUGCGGCUUGGCGUGUAUGCCUUGCUUGGUUACCCCUUGUUUUGGAUGAUUUUUCUCUUCUGUUUGGGUAAUAGUCUACACUGUAUAGAGAGGCGUUCUGGGUUUGUAGUUAUAUGUGUUGGGAGUGUAUAUUUUUUGUGGAAUAUGCAGAAGACACUGCAUAUCUCUUCCAUUAAGAACUCGCCCCUUUGAACAAGAUUCAAAUGAUAACAACAUUAUGUGUGUGUUUUAA
Molecule: messenger RNA, 1712 nt
Organism: Hordeum vulgare subsp. vulgare (domesticated barley)
Lineage: Eukaryota; Viridiplantae; Streptophyta; Magnoliopsida; Poales; Poaceae
Product: vesicle-associated protein 1-3-like
Exons: 8
Coding region: 745-1449 (234 amino acids)
Biological process (GO): endoplasmic reticulum membrane organization
Cellular component (GO): plasma membrane; endoplasmic reticulum membrane
Source: RefSeq, a predicted model, not a curated record